Molecule: messenger RNA, 2241 nt
Organism: Prorocentrum cordatum
Lineage: Eukaryota; Dinophyceae; Prorocentrales; Prorocentraceae
Source: the annotation of a GenBank genome assembly
AUGGCGGUUUUCGCCACAGCAGCAUCCUCGCAGGUUCGCGCCGGCGCGGCCCUUCGCCUCGGCGCCCUGCUGGCCAGCGCGGCGCUGGUCGCAUCAGCAGGAGCAGAGUGCGACGCCGCCGGGACGUGCUCCGCGGCGGCUGCCGGCGGGCUGCCCGGCGGCCUGCCAGCGGCUGUCCUUGCAGGCGCCGCCACCGAGGGCGUGAGCCUGCUGCAGAAGCCGGGGGCGGUGCUGGAGAAGGCGCUGCCCGACGACGGCGGCAACCCUCACCUCAUCAACCUCCGCCGCGAGUCGGUACCUAUAUACCGCCGUGGCAAGGUGGCCUCCUUCAAGACCUCGUACUCUGGGAUCCUGCAUGUGGGCAACCCGCCUCAGGAUUUCCGCGUGGUGUUCGACACCGGCUCCGCCCACGUGGUGCUGCCAGCCGCGGAGUGCAAGAGCGAGUCGUGCCUGGUCCACCGGCGCUACAACAUGAGCACCUCCAGCACCUCGCUCCCGAUCAACACGGACGGCAGCGUGGUCCCGGAAGGCCAGCUGUGCGACCAGGUUACCAUCGGCUUCGGCACCGGGCAGAUCACGGGCGAGUUCGUGAAGGACACCGUGUGCUUCAACCUUCCGGACGACUACGUGACGAAGGCCCACGCCGAAGCCGAGGUGAAGGCCGCCGCCGCGGCUGAGGCCAAGGCCGCGGCGGAGGCCGAGGCGGCCGAGCUGCGGGCGGCCGCGGAGGCGGCUGCAGCCAGCGAGGGCGAGGCGGCCGAGGCGGCCGAGGCCGAGGCGGCCCAGGCGGCGGCCCCCGCCGUGGCCGAGGCCGAGGGCGAGGGCGCCGCGGCCGAGGCCGAUGGCGCCGCGGCGGAGGCGGGCGCCGCGUUGGCGGGCGCUGAGGCCGUUGCUGGAGCCGCCGCCGACGUGGACCCGUCGGCGGGCGACCCGAUCGUCUUGAGCCAGACUGACGUCGAGCUGGCCGCUGCCCAGCCCGAGGCCGAGGGGUCCGACCGCACGACGGACAGCGCGGAGGCGGAAACCGCCGCAGACGAGGCCCCGGGCGCGGCCGACGCCGAGAACGGCACGGGCGGCGACGAGGCGAUUCGCGAGGAAGUGCACGUGGACCCGAGGAGCGAGGCCGAGAAGGCCGCGCUCGCCGCCCGCGCGGAGAUCGAGCACCCGCCGGGCGCGCUGUGCGUGGACAUGCACGUGGUGCUCGCUGUUGAGAUGUCAACGCAGCCGUUCAAGUCCUUCCUUUUCGACGGCAUCCUCGGCCUGAGCCUGGACGGCCUCGCGCUCAACUCGAAAUUCAGUGCCGCCGACAUCCUCAUUGGCGAGAGGAAGAUCGACCGCCCACAUUUUGGCGUCUACCUGACCGAGGGCGAGGACGGCGAGGACAACGAGAUCGCAAUGGGGGGGCACAACCCGAAGCGCGUGCUCGAGCCACUGACCUGGUCGCCGGUCAUCAUGGCCGACAUGGGAUACUGGCUGGUGAAGAUCGUGGCCGUCCGGAUAAACGGCCAGGAGCUGGACGUGUGCAAGGACGGCACCUGCCGCGGCGUGGUGGACACCGGUACCUCACACCUGGGUGUCCCUGCGCCCUACGACGCAGAGGUGGCCGACCUGCUCACCACCCCCGCGGGGGAGCUGAAGGACUGCCGCCUCGCGGACGCGCCGGAGAUGGAGAUCGAGGUCGAAGGUUACAACCUGUCGCUGCACUCUUUCAACUACAUGCGGCGGCUUCCGCUUCGCGAGGGCGUGACGGUCGGCUCCAAGCAGGGCGUGUACAUUCCGUCGAACGAGACUAACGCGACCUUAAAGCACCGGUCCUCCGCGGACGCCGUGCCCGUCCAGGAGGCCAACGCCACGGCCAACGGCAACCAGAGCGCCGGCGCAAACGCCAGCGCCAACGCGACCGGCGACGCCGCGCCCAACGCCACGGCCAACGGGACCGCGGAGGAGGAGGGGGAGGUCCGCCGCUUCUGCCGGCCGCGCCUCAUGCCCGUGAGGCUGCCGGAGCCACUCGGCCCCAAACUUUUCAUCCUCGGAGAGCCGGUGCUGCACCGCUACUACACGGUGUUCGACUGGGGGCAGCAGCGGGUCGGCUUCGGCCUCGCCAACAACCGCCGCAACACGAUGAGCGCCGAGGAGCACGCGGCCCUGCGAAAGGACGGGGGCACGCUGCCGAAGGAGGUGGACAUGCUGCUGAUGCAGACAUCCUCUGAGCGCAGCCGGCGGCCGUCUGCCAGGCUCUGA